Molecule: messenger RNA, 1248 nt
Organism: Mangifera indica (mango)
Lineage: Eukaryota; Viridiplantae; Streptophyta; Magnoliopsida; Sapindales; Anacardiaceae
Product: calcium uniporter protein 4, mitochondrial-like
Exons: 2
Coding region: 73-1146 (357 amino acids)
Biological process (GO): mitochondrial calcium ion homeostasis; calcium import into the mitochondrion
Cellular component (GO): uniplex complex; mitochondrial inner membrane
Molecular function (GO): calcium channel activity; uniporter activity
Source: RefSeq, a predicted model, not a curated record
CUCCCCGACUAUAAUUUCUCAACUCAAACUUGACGUCUUCCCUUCUCUCCUUUCUCUUUCUCACAGUAAUCAAUGGAGCUUCGUAAGGCUCUCGUGAAGCGUCUGAUUACCAAGAGUUACAUCUCUAGACUCUUGUCACCGGCUGUAACUCUAGAACAUUGCCAGGGCCUUGUCCCUCCUAAUGCCCGAAAAACAAACUUCCACCGCGAGUACAUAACUUCUCCCGAUUCAUCGGAGAAAGGCUUUUUUCGUAAAUUUCUCCAGCGUAGACAAAUUAACCAAUCAACCGCCAGAAUCCCCGAGUUUUUCUCGCUGCCUGUCGGUGACAAGCUAAGAGAGAAACUCAAAGGCAUUAACAUUGCCGGAGAUCGCCUCCGGUUGGACGGUCUCGCACCUAAUGUUCCCGACUCGCCGGCGAAGGAUGCUCCGUACGGCUUCACGGUGCAGAAUGCGAGGAAAGUGUUGCGGCUGUAUCAAGUGGAAAAGCUGAAACUGAAGCUCAGAGCAAUUCCGAAGAGUUCUAUUUCGUACCGUGAGUUUUCUCGGAUCUGUGUUGAUUUUUGUGGGAAUGAAGAGGAAGGGACUGAGUUCGCUAAGCUGUUGGAUGAGUCCGGAAACGUCAUCGUUUUAGGAAACACAGUUUUUCUCCGACCGGAGCAGGUGGCAAGAUCAAUGGAGGCCUUAAUUUCUGAAUGUGUAGCAACCCCAGAUGACCCGAGGCGUGAACAGCUUGAGCAGAUGGAAAAGCAGAAGGCCAUAAUCGACCAGAAGGCUAAGGCCCUUGUUGGAAGAGAGUUGUAUUGUGGCUUCGGCUUUUUGACGGUGCAGACUCUUGGGUUCAUGAGACUCACCUUCGGGGAAUUAGGUUGGGAUGUUAUGGAGCCCAUCUGCUACUUCGUCACAACGCUUUACUUUGCCAUUGCCUAUGGUUUCUUUAUGAAAACGUCCAUAGAGCCUACCUUUCAAGGCUACUUUCACUGGCGAUUCAAGGCUAAGCAAGAAAAACUCAUGAAGCUCCACAACUUUGAUGUGGAUAAAUACAACCACCUGCGUAAACUCUUUUACCAUGAAAAUUUUCCAAACUUGGAUUGUUUUAAAUCUUUGAGUCAUGAAGAAGGGGGAGCUUCCUUGCGCUAUGUACAGUAACUAGACCUACUAAUUUCAGAGAACGGAAGAACAUUUUGAUUAUGAUGAAAACCGUUAGUAGUUGAAAUGAACUUUUAAAUCGAACGAGUAAUUUUCAUUUAA